CCGUGGCUCCGUGCUUUCCGCUCACAGCCGGGAACCGACCUUUUUGUCCGGGCGCUCUGUCACCGUCCCGGCCUCUGGCUGGGGCUCGGCACAGCCUCGUUGCUAUUUCUCCCAUCUCCCACCCAUCUUGGUGUAUCUCAUCCCUCUCCCCCCCCUCUCUCUCCCCCCCACGAGACCAACAUCUCCAUUUCGCUAUGAGCCACAACGUCCCUUCGGAAUUCGCGGACUACGCCUAUGAUGGCACCCGCCUGAACCAGGCCUCCAUGGAGCUGGCCAAGCAGCACACCGACGCAUACGUCUCGUCGGCGCUGCUGGACGCCGAGGGUGCCGACGGUCUGGACGCCGGCCUCCGGCGCAUGGCCAACGUCCACCCCGAGUGGGUGCACAAGGACUGCUUCAACUGCGAGCAGAAGUGCACUGACGGUGCCCUUGAGGGGCCGUACGGUGAUUUCCUCGGCAAGCCGUACUGCAUCCCCUGCUACAAGGACCUCUUCUUCAAGGAGGGCUGCGCUGCUUGCAAGCAGCCUCUGUACGUGUCUCCCGGCUCGGAUGACUCUUCCCUCGGUGAUGCCAACGAGCUCCCCCAGUGGGUGAAGGUCGGCGACGAUCGCUUCCACCUGGCCUGCUAUGUGCCGCCCUCCUGUGCCGGUUGUGGGCAGGACCUCACCGGCGAGGGUGUCGAGGUGAAGCCCGGCCUCGGGGCGCGUGCCUCCGAUGCCGGCAAGGACGGCCUGGUCCGCUUCCACAUCAAGUGCUUCGUGUGCAAGGAGUGCAAUGCCUCGCUUGAUGUCGCCUACGGCAUGGUCCGCGACAAGCCCCAUUGCGUGGACUGCUUCAAGAUCCUCGCCCCUGGCACCGCCUCCAAGCUGCCGAUCGACGCCGAGACCCGUGAGGCGGUUGCUCGCUCCGAGCGCAAUCUCGAGUCCGCCAAGAUCCGUCGCGCGGAGAUCGACGCCAUGCGCCAGGCCGCCGCCGACGCCAUUGCCGCCGUCGAGGACGAGGACCCCACUCGCACCGCCGAGCAGAGCCCCACCGGGUCGAUCCCCGUGGCCCAGGAUCCGAGCCUGAGCCAGGCACAGAAGGAGCAGGUGGCUGCCCAGUCGGCGGCCAAGCACGCCCCCACCGGGGCCUAUGUUGACCUGAAGGACGCGUGCAACAUUUGCAAGGGCCCCUUCACCCAGUCCGGUGUCAUGCUCCCCGGUGACCCGCAUGGACGCAAGUUCCAUGCCGAGUGCCUGUCCUGCAGCUACUGCAGCAAGGGCUUCACCGACCACCGGAUCACCCGCUCGCUUGAUGACGAGGUGGCCGACCUGGACAUCACCCUGACGCUGUACCAUCCCGAGUGCAUUGAUGCCGAGCGCGAGGCCACCGCCGAACGCUGCGGCAAGUGCGAGAAGGCCAUCCUCCAGGGCCGCGUCCUGUCGUACCGGAACAUGCGCCUGCAUGCGGAGUGCUUCACCUGCUGCCUGAAGGCCUGUGGCCGGCAGCUGACCGGUGUGCCCUUCGUGGAGAUGCCCGCCGCGCCGGUGGGCCAGACCAACUCCACGGCGGUCAAUGCCCUGGAGGUGAAGCGGGACAAGGCGCGCCCGGUGUGGGCCGUCUGUGACACCUGCGCCAAGGCGGGCAAGCACCUGCGCAGCACCGGGAUCGAGCCUGGCUCUGGCACUCGCCCGCCGCCGGGCUGGGCUGGUAACGGUCGCCGGGCGCCGGCUUCGCCGGCCGGUGUGUUCGCCACCGCGGCCGCGGCCGCUCCUGGCGCCACCUCUCGCGGAGCCAGCCCCCCGGAGACGCCGACCACCCCGGCCCCGAGCAGCGCCACCACCGGUGCUUCGGCCGCCUCCCCCGCCGCCGAGGAUGACACCGGCAUCGACACUUCGUCCAACUUCCGUCCUGGUGCCAUUCGCCCGGAUUACGGCACCUCGGAUGACGCUGCCCCGAGCGCCCCGCUGGCCAAGCCCAAGGCCAGUGUGCAGAUUGUGACGGCGCGCCCGCUGCCGGACCUGUCGGAGGAGGAGCGCGCCGCUCGCAAGGAGGCCGGCGAUGCGGCGGCCGUGGUCGAGGAGGCCGAGCGUGCCGCGCGCGAGAAGCUCGAGGCCGUGGAGAUCGACAAUCGGUCGAACUUCCGCCCGUCCUUCGUCCGCCCGGACUACGGCGAGUCGGAGGAUGUCCCGGCCACCCCGAAGACCCCGGCCGGGCCUGAGUCCCCCCGGCCCAAUGCCACGGUUCCCUCCUUCAACAACUCCGCCAGCGCCGGGGUUGGUUUCCGCGGGUUCAACUCCCCCUCGCGGGUGGCCGUGUUCGGGUCCCUCGGCGGGGCCAACAACUGUGCCUCUCUCGAGUGUGGCAAGGCCGUGUACAUGAGCGAGCGUGCUCCCGGUCCCUCGGGCACGGUCUGGCACAAGCGGUGCCUGGUGUGCGGGUCGGGUGGUCCCCGUGGCCCGGUGCCGGUGCCGGCCGAGGGCGAGCCGGCUCCCGAGCCGGACACCGCUCCGCGCGGCUGCAACAAGCCCCUCGACAGCAACUGCAUCAUCCGCGAUGGUCGCCCCUGGUGCCGUACUUGCAUCCUGAAGCAGUAGUGGCCAGGGCUCGUGUUGCGUUCCAAGUGUCGAAGAGGGUGGCCGGCUGUUUUCCUUUUUCACACACGGAGAAGCCCGCACGGCCAGGCCAGGGGGCGGAGCGCUCUCCCGUGGAGGCUCUCUUCAUCAUCAGGCGCCUGGGCAAGCCCAGGUGUGUGUACGUGCGCGCGCGCGCACCGAAGCACGUCUCCUCGAGGUUCUUUCGGCGCUCCCCCCCGCCCCGCCCUUUGUGCUCUUUCCUCUCUCCCUCCGCCUACUUCCUCGCUUGUCCCCCUCCCUGCUCCCUUUUGCCGGGGGUGCAAGUGUGUCUGUUGGCCAUACUCUCCCCGGGGUGGGCAAAUGGACAUCACCUCGGUUGUGGGCGGGAGAGGAGAGGGUCAUGUCCCUCCCCGGCAUGGGCGCAUGUGAAUAUAUCCUUGCAAUAACGUGUGUCCCC
Messenger RNA from Fonticula alba, 3012 nucleotides. RefSeq lists its product as hypothetical. NCBI's taxonomy places the organism in Eukaryota, Rotosphaerida, Fonticulaceae. The transcript has 6 exons. Bases 195 to 2576 code for a protein of 793 amino acids. Gene Ontology annotation, molecular function: transcription coregulator activity. The record is from RefSeq and is a predicted model, not a curated record. Gene Ontology annotation, cellular component: Z disc; nucleus.